UGGUCGGAAGCAGGAGCUCUCGCAGCUAGGAAUCCGUCCGGCGGUUCUCUCUCUGUCUGAUGCGAAGUUUCCGUUCAAACUUCCGAGGCAAGUGGUCCCAGAUAGAUAGAAAUAGACAACGAUCCCGGGCCGCCGCCAUCCGCACCAACCAGCAGCAGCAGCUCCUUGUCGAUUCACUUGGCUGCUCAGUGCAAAGUGUACGUAUAUCUUACAAGAAGUGCUAGCCGGGCUACUAUACGGACAACCCUUUAUCAACUCCUUUAUAUUCUUUGGGUGGAAUUUUUGUUUCACACCUCCGCUUCCUCCGCUCUUUUAUUUGCCUCCUCUUUCCUUCGCCGUUUCCUUCGUUGACUUGAUCAAUUCGAAAAAUUAGUGUUGGGUCCAUUAAGUGAAUCUCCCAGCCCAACGUCUUUUUUUUCCACCAUUCGAGUGAAGCCGUCACGCACGCGUGUACGCCGUGUUGCAAAUCGGAAACUCGGUCUGUGCGUGAAAGUUACGUGUCUUUUGAGUCGCCAAUUUCCCGAGGGCUUCAAAAAUUCUCCGAGUCAAUUGCCCGUCACUGCGGUGAGGAGAUUUGCGAGAAAAAAAAUCGGCCAUUAGCAGCAGCCACAGCAGAGAGAGAGGCUCUCUCUCUCAACGCUGUUCUUCCGGCCAUCCGAUCCGGAAUCUCUGGUGAAGAGAGAUCCGGUCAGGAGGAAACGGAAAGUGCCGUGGUGGACGGACGGACAGGCGGACGGACGUUUGAUAUUGACCCAUCUUCUAGUGCCAUCCCCCACUCUCUCCCGCAAUUUCAUUGCCGUUGCAUUUUAAUCCGCCCUCCCGUCAGUUGCGUAGUCUCUGUAAAGAGGAGAAAUGGAUUUCAGCAGUAGCGGAGGUGCCGGAGGAGCCAGUUCGGGCGGAGGCAGCAAGAAUUACAACGUGACGGCGAGUCUUCAUCACCACCACCAUCAGCAGAUUCACCACAGUGGCAGCAGCAACCACAAUAACUCGUCCGGCGUAGCGUCUCAUCUCAACUCUGCCCACCAUGCCGCGUCACAUCAGCACCAUUCCGGCGGAGGGAACAUCAGUCCUCCGCAGUCGCAUCAUCAGCUCGGCCAUCAACUGGCCGCCCAGGGAUCAACCGCCGCUUCCACCGCCGCCGCCACUACCGUCGUCAAAUCGGAAGAAACGGUCACCGCCACCAACAACAAUAACAACAACAACAACAUGGCGACGUCCUCGACGACUUCCGCCUCGCAACAACAGCAACAACAAACAGCGGCCCAGCAACUGGCAACGGCCGGUUUUGGUGUCAGCGCAGCCGGUGUCAACCUCUCGGUCAAUAUCGGCGUUAACAUCACUGGAGUCACACCGGAAUCCGCAGCCGCUCCUUGGGCCACCGCCGCCGCCGCCUACACAUCCAGAUUCCCGACGUUCGCCAACCCGACGACUUUGGAACAAUUGAAGCAAAGCAUCGAGCAACAGGCGCAACAACAUCAUCAACGAAAUGGCGGAGUCAAGAAUUUUCUGGGCGGAUCGGGUCCUGUUGGCCAUCACCAUCUGUCCGGACAUUCUUCAGCUACUCUCGGCUCAUCCGUGUCUUCGGGGUCCAUGGUCGGAUCGUCCGGACAUCACCACCACCACCACCAGACAUCGGGGACGCUGGUCGGGGGUCCGUCGCAUCACCAUCACUCUGUCCAUCAUCACCACCACCAUCAAAACUACCACGCCGGAGUGGCUGUCACGACCUCGACGGGCGGACAUCACCACAAUCCGGCCAGCACGGCCACGUCUCAUUUCGCUGCCGGGUUCGCAGCAGCCGCGGUGGCCGCCGCUGCCGUCGGUUCGUUGCAGCAACACGAAUCCGCCAACUCUGGAUCCGGAUCUCAGCAGAAUGGCCUCCAUCUCUCGACGACGAGUUCUUCCAAAAUCGCCAGUUCAUCCGCCCUGGUCGUUGCCUCGAGCAACGCUGAAAAACGCAACAAUCAAAGGAAUAAGUCGGAGCAGUUGCAGCAACAACAACAGCAACAACAGCAGCAGCAGCAAUCGAGUCCUUCGCAUCAGUCGAGAACAUCGCCCGAUUUCGAAUCCACUUACAAGUCGGCCUGGACUUCUCCCACCGCUUCACAGGCGUCCGGUUAUGGAUCUCACAAUACUUCGUCGUCGACUGCGCUCACGGUGGCCAAGACGACGACCAGCACGUCCACCGACAGCCAACACCUGCGUCAAUCAGAUCCCUAUCAAAUGUUUGGUGCCACCAGCAGCCGGUUGGCCAGCUCAGGUUCGGGACAGAUCCAGCUGUGGCAGUUCCUACUUGAGCUGCUGUCCGACUCGUCGAACGCGGCCUGCAUCACCUGGGAGGGCACCAACGGCGAGUUCAAACUGACCGAUCCCGACGAAGUGGCCAGACGUUGGGGCGAACGCAAAUCCAAACCCAACAUGAACUACGACAAACUCAGCCGGGCUUUACGUUAUUAUUACGACAAGAACAUCAUGAGCAAAGUGCACGGCAAACGCUACGCCUACAAGUUUGAUUUCCAAGGGCUGGCGGCGGCAACUCAGCCGACGCCCACCGAUCCGGCCUAUAAAUACCAAUCGGACUUGUUCAUGACGUCCUACCACGCCGCCGGAUCCAAGUUCAAUCUGGUCGGCGCUCACUCGGCCAUGAGCUCAUCUCCAGACGUGUGUUUCAAUGUUGGCGCCAUCUUCCCACCACCGUCGCCCUACUGGUCAACCAACCCCGGUGGCAAUCUCAGCGCAGCAAACCUCUACUCCAAUAUGCCCAUGAGCGCUGGCCACGCCCUGCAGCACCACCAUCAUCACCACCCAAGUCACGUCACUUCCCACCUCGGAUCCUAUCCGCACUACGCUUGAAACAAAGUUCUGAAAAUCCACCGACAAAAAAGGAGAAACGAACGACUUUAUAUUUUAAAACAACUGUAAAACAGAAAACCCCCGUACCGGUAUUGUAAUUUCUACUAUACAGCAGUCAAAGUAUUAUAUACCCUUUUAAAAAUACCAAAAUUUGUUUCCCCGCUUGCCAUCAGCUUUGAUGUAACACUUUUCUGGUGCUGAAUGUCGGAUGAGGACAUCCAUUUGUGUGGGUACUGCGCAGACGAUUUAAUUUGGAGAUAAACCUCCUCAUUAUUAUCUGCAACUUCAUGUUAUUGGAUGCCCGUGUGUAUGUGUGUGUACAUAGCAAAUGGCAACGGUCAUUUUGGAUGUGAAUUCGACGUACACUGUAACUUACGUAUAGGCCUAAACACCACACCGUCUUGUGGCGGCCGACUGUUUGUAUUUUUCAUUCGAUUCACCCCCCAAGUUUUCUCCCUUUGCUGUUCCAGUUUGUUCAACCGGGUGUACAUAGUUGAUUCCCUUAAUUCCACAGUGGAUUCCUCCAUGGUUUUUAAUCCCAUUUUUCGAUCUCUGAACGCAAAGUCAUCGUGAAUCAACCAGAAGAGUACCACAAUGCAGUUUCUUAGCAGAGAACAACACCAGCCAUCAAAGACUUUCUGAAUUUAAAUCUUCUAAAUGAUGUCCUGAAUUUUAAAUAACUAGUCGUAAAAUGUUAAUUAUGGGGAAAAAAAUGGAAUAUCUAUUUAGGCCUAUACACAUACACAGUGUGUUCUAUUUUCUGAUCGAUGAAGAUUCAAGGUUCACUGUACUCGGUUUCUGAUCCUCUUUUGUUGAACCCGAUUGUUUGUGUACACAUCCGCUUGAUUUAUUCCUCAACCGUGCGUAUGUAUUUAGAGGGACCAGGAAGCUCGUUCCGAUUUCCCCCAAAUCGGUUCUCUCAGUAUCUCUCUCUCUCUCUCUCUCGGUACUCUAUUAUAUACUCUUAUACACUUCGAUCUCAUUAUUGUAUAAUCUAGUCCUGUUUAGUCACGUCAAAAUCUUAUUUAACCGUUCUUGUCUCUAACCAAUUGAACAGUUUCAGUUGUUCCCUUGCCUCCCCGCCGCCCACUUUUCUGCGUGUCUAGUCAUAUUUUUGUAGUAGACUAUAUCGGUAAUGCUGUUUUCAUCAUCUUUCACCACCCCGUUUGAUUUCGUUCGGUUUACAAACUCUCGUUUUUCUCAUUAAUUAUUAUGUAAUCAAGGCGAUUUAUUAUAUUACACACAAGACA
This is a messenger RNA of Daphnia pulicaria, 4103 nucleotides long. Its product is annotated as DNA-binding protein D-ETS-3-like. Gene Ontology annotation, molecular function: DNA-binding transcription factor activity, RNA polymerase II-specific; sequence-specific DNA binding. The record is from RefSeq and is a predicted model, not a curated record. Gene Ontology annotation, biological process: regulation of transcription by RNA polymerase II; cell differentiation. Bases 853 to 2853 code for a protein of 666 amino acids. Gene Ontology annotation, cellular component: nucleus. The transcript has 10 exons. Lineage: Eukaryota; Metazoa; Arthropoda; Branchiopoda; Diplostraca; Daphniidae.